Molecule: messenger RNA, 2310 nt
Organism: Stereum hirsutum FP-91666 SS1
Lineage: Eukaryota; Fungi; Basidiomycota; Agaricomycetes; Russulales; Stereaceae
Exons: 6
Coding region: 1-2310 (769 amino acids)
Biological process (GO): monoatomic cation transport; transmembrane transport
Cellular component (GO): membrane
Molecular function (GO): monoatomic cation transmembrane transporter activity
Source: RefSeq, a predicted model, not a curated record
AUGACUUCAAUGCACCGCAGAAAGUCUAGUAAAGAGGAGGACGACAAUGUGGUCAUUCUACCGAAUGGAGAUGCGAUUGAGAUUGAGGUAGACAUUGGGAAGGAGAUGAACGGUACGGCGGACAGCCACGAACACAGCGAGCGCAUCCCCAUCCCUCGCCCACGAGUACCGUCAACACCGACCUCGAAUGGUGUCUCGGUAUCCCCACCCUCUGCCGGUUCAUACCGCAACAGCUUUCACGGCGGAACUAACGGUGCCAGCUACCCCGCGUCAGCAUCUCCAUUCCGUACCUCAUUCUCUGCACCGUCACAUCUGCACCUCAACUCUCCCUCGCACGCACGCGCCCGUUCUGUCUCUGGUGGUUCGUUUUUACCCCCAUCACCUUCUCCGCUUUCGUCCUCGUUCCCCUCGUACUCGACAGACGGUUCGACACCCCCACCACCGCUCCCUAAAUCAGCCACAGCGGCCAACUUCCCUCGUUCAGUGCACGGUCAUUCCCGCAGCUCGAGCAACUCACCCUUACCCCCUUCCGCCACCGCACCCCAACUUUCCAACGGAAGUUCCCCACAUACCCAUGGGCGGAAUGGCUCACUCUCACAAAACCCUCUGGAAUCUCCUCUCUCACUCCCACCUUCUUCCUCCGCACCAUCGCCCUCCAACCGGAGACACUCCCGCCUUCACUCCCGUAAUUUAUCGAUAUUCUUUCCUCGCCCUGGCUCCCUUCCCCAAACCUCCAUUGCAGAAGACGGUGCCCAGGAGGUCGAGUUUAAUGCAGAUUAUCAGGACGCCUCACUCCCCAGCAGUCUUCCCAUGCCAAGUGCAUCACCCAACGUCGCGCGGCACAAACUCGGAGAAGGGUUCACCUUCGGAGGCCGCCCUCCACCCGACGCCCUUCCCUCAACACCUUCGUAUUCUUCCAAUGGAUCCGCGGGCCCCAGCGGUCCCCGCGCCUCGAGACGAGGCCAUCAUCACAAACAUUCAUUGUCCCAUAAUUUCUUUUCUUUUCUCGAACCGGGUGCCGAGCAGCAGCUGCAGAGUCAGCCUACGCCUAUGCCCGUCUCGCCAUGGACGCCUUCCGCUUCACAGUCUUCCGUGGCUAUUUCUGCUUCUUCUUCGUUCAACACAAACACAAAUACAAAACUUCCGUCUCCUUCGACUUCAAGUACUUCGCUUUCGGACUCGAGGUCCGGAUUGCCCGUGGCGCAAAGUGGUGGGAUCAGGACCGAGGCGGCGAUAGCCUCGAUAGGGUCUUUUGCUCUCGGGGCGUGGAUAUGGGUCGCUGGGCAACAAGUUGGGGCGCUUUCGUGUACGGGCCUGGGUUAUUGGGUCGUGUUCGACUCGUUCGGAGUCGCUGUGGGUAGGGUGUUGCCUGCGUACCUGAGCAAAUCAUCCAGCCAGUCACCGUUGAGGAGACCAUACGGGAACGCGAGACUGGAGACGGUCUUGAUAUUUUCGCAGGCUGUGUAUCUCAUGUUUUCGGCGGUGUACGUGUUCAAGGAGACGGUGGAGCAUGUGUUGCUGUCUUCGGGUGGCGGAGAGGGUCAUCACCACCACCCAGGUGACGAGGACGUCGAGCUCUAUGGGAUCGACUUCCCGGUUAUUCUGACGUUCGUCGCUUUCAUCUGCAUGCUCGCGAACGGUGUCCUCUUCGGAACACACCGAAAACUAGUCAACAUCACAGGCAACCAUCUACCCUCCCUCCAAUCCAUCCUGAACCCCACCCGAUCAAAAUACGCCACAUAUCACCACACAGACCCUCCAUCACACCUCACGCGAACGCUCUCGAACCCAUAUUCGCUCGCGCCUAUCCUUACAGCUUUAUUCGUCUUCUUGGUCCCGAAUCUUGUUUCGCCAACACAACACAGGGCAUUCGACCUGCUACUGGCCACAGUAGAGGCGGCCACGAUGUUCAAGCUUGCGUAUCCGGCUUGUGUGGCGCUCGGUGCGGUUCUAUUGCAGAUCUCGCCGCAGAGAGGGAUUCCGGGAAAUAGGAUGGAGAGUUUCUUACGUGGGAUGCGCGAGAUCGAACGCCACCCUCAAGUCCUACAUCUCCCGCCACCCCACAUCUGGCAACUCACCCCCGCCGAACAAGAUCCUCUCGCACAUGGCACGGGCGCGCCAGCUUCACAAUCGCUCGUCGUUACACUAGAGCUCAGAGUGGCGAAGGAGCUGGACGAUCGGGAGGUGGUGAAGUUGACGAGGUGGGCUUGGGAGCGAACUGUUAUUUCAUUGGGGAUGAAUCCUGAGAGAGACGGGGGUUUGGGUGAGGGUGAGGGGCUGGGAGUCACUGUUGGUGUUGUUAGGGCUUGA